This is a messenger RNA of Olea europaea var. sylvestris, 4015 nucleotides long. RefSeq names its product disease resistance protein At4g27190-like. Lineage: Eukaryota; Viridiplantae; Streptophyta; Magnoliopsida; Lamiales; Oleaceae. The record is from RefSeq and is a predicted model, not a curated record. Bases 56 to 2032 code for a protein of 658 amino acids. The transcript has 4 exons. Gene Ontology annotation, molecular function: ATP hydrolysis activity; ADP binding.
AAAAGAAGACUAUUGAGGCUGAUAAGCUCAAAGCGAUCAUCCACCGUUGGUGCAAAUGUUGAAACUUACUCCUCUCGCGGAUUUUGAAUCUAGGUUAUCAACUAAGAAGAAAAACCUUGAGGAUUUUGAAUCUAGGUUAUCAACUAAGAAGAAAAUCAAGGAAGCUCUAAAGGACAAAGAUAUCAGGAUAAUUGGGAUAUGUGGCAUGCCUGGAGUUGGUAAGACAACAAUGGCAAUUGAAAUAGUCAAGGAAGUCGAAGUCGAGAAAUUAUUUGAGGAGGUUGCAUUUGCAGUUGUAUCUAACAAUCCAGACAUAGACAAAAUUCAAGAUCAACUCUCUGAAGCGCUUGGUCUGAAAUUUGAAGAAAAUACAAAUAAAGAUGCGAGAGCUAGACAACUUCAUGAAAGACUUCAAGGUAACAAUGACAAGAGCAUUCUUGUAGUAUUAGACGAUAUGUGGAAAGAAAAUGAUUUGGGAACUAUAGGAAUUCCAUUUCCAAAUGGUCAAAAAGGGUUGAAAAUUAUGUUUACAACACGAAUUGAAGAAACAUGUAGCAAAAUGGAAGCCCAAAGGAAAUUUGAAAUCGAAGUUUUGCCUGAAAAAGAAGGAUGGCAACUUUUCAAGGAUAUGGAAGAAAUUUCUGAUGAUGAAACUGCCGACGAAGUCCUAAGCAUAGCCAAAAAUAUUGCGGAUGAAUGUGGAGGUCUACCUCUUUCCCUAGUGGUUAUUGGCAAAGCACUGAAAAAACAAAAGUUCCCACAUAAGUGGAGAGAUGCACUUCAACAGCUACAAAAGUCUAGUGCUACCAAUCUUGAAGGAAUGGAGAAUAUCGUGUACCAAAGUAUAAGAUUGAGCUACGACUAUUUGGGAAGUGAAGACCAGGACUUGCUUUUGCUCUGUUCUCUAUUCGCCAAAGAUGAAAGUAUUCCAAUUGAAAAUUUGGUUAGAUACGCGAGGGGGCUAGAGUUGUUUGCAAAUACUGACACGCUCAACAAAACUAGAGAUCGAGCAUAUUCAAUUGCCGUUAAUCUAAAAAGUUGUUAUUUAUUGCAACCUGGAGAUGAGGAAGAUGAGGUGAAAUUGCACUGUGUUAUCAGAGAUUUUUGCCUACAGAUGGCAACUAGAGACAAAUGUGGAUAUCUGGUGAAACAUGAUGGUUUGAAAGAGUGGCCAGAACAUGAUAUUGAUGAAUCGUGCAGUGCCAUCUCAAUUACAUUUGAUAAGCUGGAUCAACUUCAGGAUGGGUUGAAAUAUGAGAAGGUUAAGUUGUUAAGGGUGAUAUGUCACAAUUUGGGAGAACGUAACAAUUCCGAAGAAUUUUUCAAAGAUAUGAAGGAACUUGGAGUUCUUGAAUUGAAAUCGAUGAACAUUCAAAUUCCAUCAUCAAUCCAAUUGUUGACAGGUCUUCGUACUUUGUGCUUGAUCGGCUGUAAAAUACAUUCUCAGUUGUCAAUGAUUGGGAGUCUAAAGAAGUUGGAAAUUCUCUCUUUCUAUCAUUCUUAUUUCUGUGACCAUUUUCCCAUUCAAUUAGCAAAUCUUAGCAACCUAAGGUCACUUGAUUUGAGGUUUCGGGAAUUAUCCUAUCCGCUUCUACCCGGUGUUUUGUCAGGUAUGAAGAAACUGGAAGAGCUGUACUUGGGACGUUAUAUUCCAAUAGAAGGUGAAGACAAAAGGAACAUAAUUGAAGAGUUAAGUUCAUUGACUUCUCUUUGUACUUUCCAAAUUUCGACACGUGAUACUCAGAUUUUGAUGCAAAUACUACAAGCAUUGUGCCUCAAGAAUCUGGAAAAUUUUCAAAUCAUCAGCACUAAAAGACCACUACACAGUACUAAAGAUUAUCGUGUCACAAGGAGCUUGUUUCUCGAAGACGAUAUUGAGGCAAAUAUGCUUUUGCAACCCUUAAUUAACUCGUUGAUGAAGAGAACUUACUAUCUUCAUAUUAAAGAAGCCAAGAUAUCCAAGAAUCUUGUGAGUGAGAUAGAUGGACAUGGUUUCAUUAACUUGAAGACAUUGAAACUAUCAUGUGGGUGAUUUCAAGUAUCUUAUUAAUGCUACCAACUCUAUUCCAAGUGACACCUUCGGUAAAUUGGAGUCUCUUGAAUUGAAAGGUUUACCCAAUUUGACCGAGAUAUGCAAUGGAGUCUUGAAACCUCCAUUGUUCUGUAACCUUGUGAGUGUUAAGGUGUAUGUUUGUGAUGCAAUUAGAAACUUGUUUCAGGAGUCAGUUGCAAAAUUCUUGGUAAAUCUCCGAAGUCUAGAUAUAACAGAAUGUCCAAUGUUAGAGGAAGUUGUUUCAACAGAAGCACAAGAAAACGAAGAUACCAAAACUUACAGAAGGCUCAAGUUUCCAAAAUUGAAAGAAGUCAAUUUUGAAAAUUUGAGAAGAUUUAAGAGCUUCACAUCUAGCGGCGUUGUUAGUCAAACAUUGUUCAACCAGGUCAACUUUCCUAACAUGGAGGAGUUAAAUGUUUUUCACUUGGAUUGUAUAGUGAAGCUACUAGGCAAGGAAAUGUCAAUAACAUCUCUGCAUAAACUGACAACCAUGAGUUUGUAUGACUGUGUUGAAUUGCUGACCAUUGCAGAAUCUGAUUCAAUUCAAUUACUGCAUAAUCUUGAAAAAAUUUAUGUGGUGAGAUGUAAUGCACUCAAAGUAUUGUUUGACUUUGAGGGUAUAAAGGUUACUAAUGAUGCAGAAAUUGAUAUGCUUGGUCGAUUAACAACAUUGUGGAUGUUCUCACUUCCAGAAUUGGUGAACAUUACAAAGAUGGUUCCAAAAGGAAUUCGUGUCUUCCAACAUUUGACAAAACUUAUUGUUCUAAAUUGUAAGAGCUUAAAAUACUUAUUUUCACCUUCAACAGCCAACUCUCUUGUGGCUCUGCAAGUUCUACAUGUUUCAGAUUGUAAAUCAAUUGAAGAAAUUGUUGGAAAAGAAGAAAAACAAGAAGGCACUUCAGAGAUUGAAAUAGUUGGAAGAAUGAAUUUGUUUCCUAUGUUGUGUGAUCUACUACUCGUGAAUCUUCCACGUAUUCAAAUGUAUUGCUCUCAGAAUUAUGACCUUUCGCUCCCUUCAACGACAAGCUUGACCGUUCGACAUUGCCCUAUGAUGAAAAAAUUUAGUCCACUCUACUAAAUGCAUCAAAGCUUGGUAAAUAUAAAAGAGAAUGUGUCAUACUGCUUGACAAUCCUGAUUUGUUGGAUGAGGCAGGAAAUUGACUGGAUCAGUUGUUUUGUUGAGACUAGAUGUGGCUCCAGAAUAACCCAGGUUUCGUUCUUAUCUCAGUUUCAAACUUUGUACAAAUUAAUAUUUGGUUUGUGUUUGGAUUCAUAAAUUAUGUUUUAGAGGUAUAGCUUUCUUUUCUUGAUGUACGACUAUGUUCUACCUGGAGGUGUAAAAUGAAUCUUUGAGAAAAUUGCAGCUGACCAAACCUAAUUUUUGUAAAAUGAAAAUUUUUAGUCCUCGAACCCAUGAUUCUGAAAAAUGGUUUUUAUCCAAAUAAUUAUCAAAAUUGCUCUACGGGAUAUAGGUGAAAAAAAAUAAUAGAAUAAAAAUGUAGGAAAAUUGAUGUGUUUUUCUCAGGUGAAAAUGGUUAAUAGAGUUUGGUCAAUGUGUUCUUGACAGAAGCGCUGGUCAAUUUUGCCUACAAAUGUGGAGAUCCAACAUAGAGGAUGUAAUGAGAAGAUAUUAGAAAGAAAAUGAUUGAAGGUCUACAAAAGGAUUCAAGAUACGGAGCUUGAGUAGAGCAUCACGCAUACAAAUAUAUGUAUGAUGCCCUCUGACAAAUUCAGCUCAUAGGAGGUUGGCUGGACUUUGUAAAGGCGUUGUCCUCUAAAUUGUCGAAGCUGCAUCUGCUGGUGUUGUAACAUUUGUUGCUUAUGAAUUCAAAUCUGAUUGCUUAGAGGCGAUUUUUAAUUGAAUUUCACCAUUUGUUUUACCUUUUCGUCACUAUUUAAUUGAAUUUCACCAUUUGAUCCGUCCAAGAACUCCAUAAUAUGUUCUUUUUUUAUUUUAUAUCA